AUGGAGUAUCUCCGUAGAACCAUGCAAGGUAUGGAUCUGAUAUCUAAUUUCAAAUACCACCCAAAGUGUAAUAAGUUGAAAAUCACAAACCUAUGUUUCGUUGAUGAUUUACUUCUCUUUGUUGGAGGAGAUGUGGAAUCUGUUAAGUUGAUGAUGAGCAAAUUCAGAGACUUCCCAACUGCAACAGGCCUUAAAGCAAGUAUUCCUAAAUGUAAAAUUAGGGUGGAUGAUAUAAUUAAGAUGGUUAUUCAGGUAGAGACUGGAUUUGAUAUUGGGAUUAUGCCUUUUAAAUACCUUGGAGUACCUUUGGGCAGUAGGAAGCUCUCUAUCACUAUAUCCCAACCUCUGAUAGACAAAAUAUUAGCAAGGCUGAACCAUUAG
Molecule: messenger RNA, 381 nt
Organism: Vicia villosa (hairy vetch)
Lineage: Eukaryota; Viridiplantae; Streptophyta; Magnoliopsida; Fabales; Fabaceae
Exons: 1
Coding region: 1-381 (126 amino acids)
Source: RefSeq, a predicted model, not a curated record